Cherax quadricarinatus is the source of this 5079-nucleotide messenger RNA. The record is from RefSeq and is a predicted model, not a curated record. Lineage: Eukaryota; Metazoa; Arthropoda; Malacostraca; Decapoda; Parastacidae.
UGACCUCCAGCCACUGUGACCCCCUGACUGGUGUGUUGGUGGAGAGGGGGAACAGUAGCUGAGACGCUGGUGGUGGUGCACAAGAUUUUGGUGCACAUGCCUGGAAGCAGCUGGUAAGGCCUGGGGGAGUGUGAAGGAACCAGUCAGCUGGUUCCUAGCUUGGUGAAGAGGACCCCAGCUGGCGAGCGGGCCAGCUGUGCCAAGCAGUGCCAGGCACCUAGUUACCAUGCUGCUACAGUGUGUGGGGAAGGGAGCACUGGCACUGGAGGAGGAGGAAGAGGAGGAGGAGGAGGAGGAUGAGAGAGGUGGUGCUGAGGGAAGGAGGCAGCUGGUGCGAGCUGAGAACACCACCAGCUGUGGGCCCAGCCUACUGUGGCAGCCCAGGGAAGUCGCCGCCACCACCACCUGCCCCAGGAUCACACGCUUCAGGAACACCACCUGCAGGAACACCACCUGCCCCACGAUUGAUGAAAAUUGUAACUUGGAAUGUGAGGGUGACAGUGGAGUCUCUGAGGGCAGCAGCGCCAGCAGCAGUCUAGCAGGCAGCCGCAAGAGCUCAGCCUCAAGCAUCUGCUCCUCGAGGAAGAGCUCAACCUCCAGCUGCUCCUCGAGGAAGAGCUCCACCUCCAGCUUCUCCUCUUCGAGGAAGAGCUCGGCUUCGAGUAUCGGGUGUUCCCGCGACGCUGCCACCUCCAGCUCCUCCCCCUCCACCAUGAGUGACUCGGAGGUCAGCCUGGAGUCACACAACAACAACGAGGUCCUGGCCAAGCCUGACCCUUCAGCUGAUGAUCUCAAGCUCCUGGCCGCCCUCGAGGAGGCAAACAGAUCUCUGUGGCUUCGGGGGGUUCAAGUGGCUCCUCAGGCGGGGGCUCAACUGGGGGCUCACAACUACAGGAUCCAGAAGAGGAUCUAUGGGGGCUAUGGGGGCGUCUUGUCAACGACUGGGAGACGUGGAACAAAAAGAAGAGUCUGCAGAUGAAGGAGUUGGUACGUAAAGGUAUCCCUCACCAUUUCCGAGGAAUCACUUGGCAGCUGCUUUGCUCUGCGCACAACUCUCCUGAGAAAGCCAAGUAUGCUGAAUACCUUAGAACAACAUCAGCUUGUGAGAAGGUUAUUCGUAGGGACAUUGCUCGCACUUAUCCCGAGCAUGAUUUUUUCAAGGAAAAAGAUGGAUUGGGACAAGAGAGUCUGUUUAAUGUCAUGAAAGCAUACUCGUUGCAUGACCGAGAAGUUGGGUACUGCCAAGGUUCAGCCUUCAUUGUUGGACUACUACUGAUGCAGAUGCCAGAGGAAGAAGCAUUUGCUGUUUUAGUUAAGCUGAUGCAGGACUACCGCAUGCGUGAAAUGUUCAAACCUUCCAUGGCAGAGUUGGGACUCUGUAUGUAUCAGCUGGAGUGUCUUAUUCAGGAACAUUUACCAGACCUUCAUGCACACUUCACCUCACAGAGCUUUCACACAUCAAUGUACGCUUCAUCAUGGUUCCUGACAUUGUUUUCCACCACCCUGCCUCAACCUCUUGCAUGCCGUGUAAUGGACUGCUUCUUGGUGGAUGGUAUAGAAGUUAUAUUCCGGACAGCUCUAUCCUGCCUCACACUCGGCAAAGAAGAUCUCUUCUGUAUGGACAUGGAGGGAAUGCUCAAGUAUUUUCAACGCGAUUUGCCGGCCAAAUUUGAAGCAGACCCUGAAGGUUAUUUUUCACUGGCUUACUCUCUACGGUAUAAUGUUAAGAAAAUGAAGAAAAUGGAGAAAGAAUAUACAGCAAUGAAAACUAAAGAGCAAGAGGAGUUGGUGGAGCUAAAAAGACUGAGAACUGAAAACAGAUUACUACGUCAAAGAAUAGAUUGUCUGGAGGCAGAAUCGUCAGCUCUUGCAGACAGACUUAUACAGGGCCAGGUUUCUCGAGCAGAGGAGGCAGAACAUAAUUUUGCAAUUAAGCGGGAGCUUGCUGCUCUGAGGCAGCAUGAUGGGGAGACCAUGGAACACUUAAUGGAUGCUAGAGAUAAAAUACGGAAAUUAACUGGAAUGAUCGAGGAGAAUUGUUCUUCUCGCGAGUCAUCAUUGGCAGAACUAAUGGUUAAAGAGGAGGAGCUGAGACAAAAAGAAGAGCUAGUCAAGUGUCUUCAAGAGGAGCUAGUUCAGGUGAGGUUAAAGACAGCCGAGGCAGAAGCAACCAUCCGAGAUCUCAGAGCCAGAAUCCAGGAACUGGAGGAAGAACAGAAGAAGCUGAGAGAGGCAACCCCAGAACAUUCAGUAGCUCAUCUACAAGAAGAACUAAUUGCUGUACGAUUACGGGAGGCGGAAGCCAACUUAGCCCUUAAAGAUCUCAGGCAUAGAGUUCAAGAGCUUACACAGCUUUGGACAAAACAUGUUCAGGACCAACAUGGAGAUAAGAGUGAGGCAGCAAAACCUGAUGUAACAAGCACACCAAGCAAAAAACUUGGCCUCUUCUGGGAUAGAUCUAAUGAAGCUGCCAAGCUGGAGGAGGAACUCAUGACCACCAAACUACAUGAGACAGCAGCUGUAGCAGAGCUUAAAGAGGCCAGAUUAAAGGUUAUGGAGCUUGAGACAGCAGUGCAAGUAUCAACUAACCAGAUGAAGCGACAAGAGGAGGAGAACAAGAGGCUACAAGAAGCUCUAGACGCUGCUGAAGCUAAUAUUCGCACUAUGCAGUCUCAGCUCGGUGAUCACAAGAGAAAAUACACUGACCUUGAAAGUCAGAUGAAAGAGGAGAAGAUGCUGGCAAGAAUUCGUGAAGCUGAGAAAUCACAGAGCUUAGCUGAGCUAACACAGAAAAUUUCCUCAUUAGAAUAUAAGAACCAGGAAUUAGUUACGGAAGGUGAAGUAUCCCGGGUGGGCGGCAGUGACAGUGAUCAGGUUCCCCGACUCCAGGAUAAAGUUGCUGAACUCCAGUCAGAGAUUGCACGUCUCACUGCAAUCAAUCGACGACUGACACGCACUGUAAGUAUGCAGAGGUUGGAUAUUGCAAGUGGACCAGAAUCUGACAUUGAGGACACAGAAGAAUAUAGAUUAUACUUGGAGGAUUCAGAUUCAUCACCAAAGAAAUAUGAAUAUUCUAUAAAAGGGGAGAAUGGAUUACUUGAACAUGGAAGAGAUGAAAGCAGAGUGAGAAUGGCUUCUACAUGUAGUGAUAGAUCAACACCCUCGCCUUCUAGGGAAACUGCGAACAGAAAAACAUCACAGACUCUUGCAGAUGCAUUCCUUGAACAGUUACCAGAAGUCAGAAAUUAUGACGAUGCAUAUCAAAAUGGCUCUGCGACUCAUGAAGAGAGAGGGGCAUGCUAGUGAAUCAUAUUUUGAACUUUUGUGUAAGGUGAUUGCUAAUAUGCAACUAAUGAAGUGGAAAGCUUUAAACCCUGAAGUAGAUAUAAGAACAUUUUUAUUGUACAUAAAAUUUAGGAAAGAAAAGUAAUUGAACUGUGUCAACAUUUUUUAAGUUAAGAUGUAAACACAAGUCCUUGCAUGUGGGACUUAAACAUCAGUUGUCAUGCAUCUUAUUGGAUAUUUGACAUUAAGGCUAGUUCAUCCAUUUUAUCCUGUGGACCAUGUCAGUUUAGUGUGCAUAUUUAUACUUUCAUAUAUAAAGUAUGAGAUAAUUCUAAUGAAAUUAUUUAAUGAUUAUUCUUGUGUCAGAAGUUUAGAUAAAAUAUUUCUUGUUAACAUUAGGAGAUUGUGCGCAUUGUUCUGGUUGGAGCAAGUAGCACACAUGUCGAUUGAUUGAAGCUUAUAAUACUUUACCUCAGAUUUCUUUACAGGAGGCUUAAACAGUUUGAAGAUGUGCAGUAUAUAUAAAACCAUAGUAUAAUCUCUUCUCACAUUGACACUGGAUAGUUAUGUGACCUAGGAUGUCCAUGAUGUACCAGUGCUCAGUGAUUACUCCAGCAUACUGGAAUCUCAUGUUUUGCAGUUUUGAAAAAAAAAAAUAGGUUAAUACAAAUGAUGGAAUGCUCUGACUGGAAAGUUAGAAUUAAGCCAUUAUAUUGUAGAUUAGUGGUUUUAAAAAUGGGUUACUGAGGUAAAUUACAAGAUACUUGACCAACUACCAGGCUGUAGCAAUAGGCCAUGCUUCACAAGUAUUUAUAGGCACAAUCAUUGUAAAGCUGUGAUGUUUUCCUUGAGCCCUCACUUUCCCUAGGAGAAGGAUGGCGAAUGAAACCAAAACAAAGAUAUGUAUUUAUUUAUUUUAGGUUUCUCUUUUGUAUGUACUUACAUUAUGUAUAUAUAUAUACUGUAUGAUAUAAUGGUCGAAUUAUUUAAAAUCUUUUAUUUCUUUUUAAGUGUAUAUUUGAGAAAUAUUAUAUAAUUUUAUUUCAUACUACAUCCUUUUUGAACAGUCUUCCUUAUAAUCAUGAAUGGGAGUGACAAUCACAAGGUGCAGUCCAUUGGGUUUUAUUGUAAAGACUUUCAUGACUUUCUGCAUAUAUACUUAUAGAUUUUUUACUUUGCUGCAAAUUCCUAAUUUUUUACAUUUUAAAACUAAGUUGCAACUAUUCCAGAGGUGCUAUAUUUGCUCCUGUGAUUGUGGGUUUAUCUUGCUUUAAAACUGCUGUUACUAGAUUCAAAUUUUUUUUUUUUUUUCAAUUUAGCAAGUGUUUAUUGAUAUUAAUGCAAAAUAGUCUAUGUAAUUGCUCUUAUAAGAUUUGAGACUCGUAUGCUUCAAAAAGGCUAGCUCUUGUAUGUACGUGGCUUCAUUGUUUAUUAUUGAAUCACUAUUACAGCUGUUAUUUGCAAGCGUACUAGAUCUGUACACAGGCACCCGUCACUUAGUAAUAGAAUUUAUUAAAAUACUCAAUAUUUCGAUACUUAAAUAUCUAAUAACGGGGAAUUUGCACCUACUACUUGUUUUGGAAUAGUCGGUAGGAUCAAAUUUCAAGAUAUGAACUAUGUUCAUGGCUAACUUGUUCUCAUAUCCUAGAAAAUACUUGAAAGUCCCAAUAAAAUCUUUGAUAUUGAAUGCAUAAAGGAAGGACUUGUGCAUAUUAAAUAGGGGAUGAUGACAUUCCACAAUGUGAAAUGUAUCUUUACAACAAUGAUACUCAAAUAAAAUAUAAACAUCAAUAA